CUUUUAUUUGGUAGACGUUUUAUACCUCCAAUUUCUGAAGAACAACUCUCCACGAGAACAGAAAUCUGCCUGAAGAAGAUGGUUCUGUUAGAAAAUGACACGUUUUUGACCGAACUAACGAAGAUGUUCCAAAAAGGAAAAUCCUCCGGUUCUUUAUCAUUGACAAUGAAAAGAUAUGAUGGAAGGACAAAGCCAGAACCUAGAAAAGGCAAUCUUCCUGAGCCCCAAGAAUAUAAGUGUUUGAUAAGGGCUAACUUGGGAAAUAAGAAAAUCAGUACAGUGAUUAAUCAGAAAGAUGUCAACAAAUUUCAAAUGGCCUAUGCAAAUGUUCUAAAAGGCAAUAUGGAUGGUUUGAAGAAAAAAGACAAACGGUCAGCCACUAAAUCCAAGUCGAAGGCAACGCAAUAAUGGUAUAAAGCUCAUAGCAUCAUCAGAAAAAGCGAGCCAUUUCGUGUGUUCAUUUUUCACUGCAGAACUUUUCCCUAUCACUUUUUUUUUUCACCCAAUGAAGUGAAAGAAUUUCAUUUAUCAUGAACUAAUUGGGACUAAAAAAAAAAGAAGAAAACUAAGAAAAUUAAACAGGAUAAGCAGGCUGUAUUGAGGACUAUAGUUUGUACAUUGUAAAUAAUGACAUUUGCACCAGAAGUUGUUUUAUAUUUGUUGUCUGUCUUUGAGACAUUUACCCAGUACACAAUGGUUGUUGGCCGUUUAAUGUUUGUAUUAAUGAAUUAAUUGUCUGGUAUUUCUAUUACAGAAGUUAACAUUGCAUCAGUAGACACCGCUUUUUUGUUAUUUAAUUAUUAACAGAUUUAAUUUGGCCAAUUUCAAUCAGUUAUAAUACCGGUAUGAGUUGUGUACACUGUACAAUAAUAAUAAUAACAUGUCUUUAUGAUUAGAUUGUAAAUUUGUUAUGUGAGAAUCUGAAUGUGUUUUAUUUAUAAUAAAAAUAAUGAAAUAGAAAUAAA
Messenger RNA from Magallana angulata, 965 nucleotides. RefSeq names its product signal recognition particle 14 kDa protein-like. The transcript is spliced from 5 exons. Gene Ontology annotation, cellular component: signal recognition particle, endoplasmic reticulum targeting. NCBI's taxonomy places the organism in Eukaryota, Metazoa, Mollusca, Bivalvia, Ostreida, Ostreidae. Gene Ontology annotation, biological process: SRP-dependent cotranslational protein targeting to membrane. The record is from RefSeq and is a predicted model, not a curated record. Gene Ontology annotation, molecular function: endoplasmic reticulum signal sequence receptor activity; 7S RNA binding. The coding region runs from base 79 to 408 and encodes 109 amino acids.